This is a messenger RNA of Helicoverpa zea (corn earworm), 4187 nucleotides long. Its product is annotated as paired box protein 6 homolog. The record is from RefSeq and is a predicted model, not a curated record. Gene Ontology annotation, biological process: regulation of transcription by RNA polymerase II. The coding region runs from base 1263 to 2372 and encodes 369 amino acids. The transcript is spliced from 3 exons. Lineage: Eukaryota; Metazoa; Arthropoda; Insecta; Lepidoptera; Noctuidae. Gene Ontology annotation, molecular function: RNA polymerase II transcription regulatory region sequence-specific DNA binding; DNA-binding transcription factor activity, RNA polymerase II-specific.
UCUGAAAGUCACCAAUAAGCCCAAUGAAGCAGAGAUCCCGCUGGCGAGCGCCAGCACCAACCUAAAUAGACUCUGAUCAUCUAAAUUGACUUCAAUUAAAUAACAACCGAAAUUGUUGAAAUGCGCCAUUACUCCCUCGGCGCUAAUCUAAGUGCCAAUAGUCAGGGCGAAUGUUUUAUUAAUAAUAGCCAGCAAUAACUGUUAAUUAAUAAUUAAGCGAUGGUGUCGUUGAUCGGCAUCAGUGCGCGUGCGUCGACGGCUCGACGCAGCGCGCAUUCAGAUCAGCUGCAUCCCGUGCCAGCCAGUGUUCUACCGGAGAUACAGUUACCAGUGCUUUCGUACUUACGUUUUAAUCCAAUAAUAUUACUAGUGUGAUUGGGCUAUAGGUGUACGUGGCGGAUAUAUAAAUAGCAGAAAACAGGUUGGUAGAAGUUUGUUGAUAGUGAGAUGGUGAAGACAAUUAUUACCAUGUAAGAUGUGUAGGUAAAGGUAAAACUGAAAAGUGCUGUGAAAAUGAUAAUCCAAUUAUUAUUUUCCAAAGCUGUGAAUAUUUUCCCACGGCUAUAAAUCAUGAGAGAGACAUAUCAGUGGUGUUGAUACGGAUUUACAAUAAAGUGUAUGGACUUUCAAAAUAAUGAUGUGGGCGUUCGGCCCUACAAUAGCACCGAAACAAACAAAUAUUGCGAGAGUUUGUGGGAAGCCCGCAUAGUGCGCCGACGAUGGCAGUGCGGUGCGCAGCCCGCAGCAGCCGGCGCGAGGGGAGCCCGGAGCGGCCGGAGCGCGCGCGGCUCGUGGCGCCCGGGGGUGUGGCUGCGCGACGCUACCAUUGGUGUCCCGCCGAGCUCGCGCCUCAGUCGUAAGCGCCCGCUCCACACACUCAAAUCUGUCUCCUACGGCGGCACACUACGACCGAGAAUAGCACUCGCACUCGCGCUCUCGUCUCUCUCGGACGCGCUACUCAUUGGCUCAAAACCUACAUCGAGCGACGUAUUAUGGUAAUAUAAAUUGACCAACCGUAGAGCAAAUUCGGUUAGUUCGUUAAAGUUGAUUAAAGCCAUUUAACCGGGACGGACACGAGGAUACGAACGGCGCGAGCGUUCGUCGAUCCCGGGGGUUCGGUUAAAUGAAGUCAAAUUGUUUAAUAUCGGAGUAGAUAAAUCUGAGUGUCGCGUUCGGUCGGUGGAGCGAGCUGCGCCGCGACGGAGCCGAGCGAGGUGCGCGCCGAGGUAGCGGGCCCGCCGCCGCCCGCCGCCGACGGCUACAUGUACGUGUGCGAGAGCGCCGGAGCCGGCUCGCGCUACGAGUGCUUCGAGCCCGGCCACCACAUGGAGCAGCCGCCCUUCGACGACCACAUGUUCGCCGAGUUCCCCAAAGAGCGCCAGGUGCAGGUGGUGGUGGGCGAGAUCGGCGAGCUGUACCGCGACGAGCUGCCCGUGUUCGCGCCCGCCGCCGACCACAAGCGCAAGGAGGAGCCCAUGCUGCUGCAGGCCGUGGAGUCCAGCCCCGUGCCGCACGCGCCGCCGCCGCCGCCGCCAGCCUCCAAGAAGAGUGACAAGAAGAAGAGCGACAACAACGGAAUCAAGAAAAAGAAAACGAGGACCACUUUCACGGCGUAUCAGCUUGAGGAGCUAGAACGAGCGUUCGAGCGCGCACCGUACCCCGAUGUGUUCGCACGAGAAGAGCUGGCUCUUAAACUUAACUUGUCUGAAUCACGAGUACAGGUUUGGUUCCAAAACCGAAGAGCAAAAUGGCGUAAAAGAGAGCCUCCACGCAAAACAGGGUACAUCGGUUCCAGUUCACCGAGCUCCACGACGUUAGGCGGCGGCUUCUCCGGCAUCGGCGGUAACUUGCCCGCCUUCCCGCAGAACGGCCUGCCUGCACCGGCUGACUCCUGGUCGUACCAGCACUCCUACGAACUAUCCUCGCAUCAUUUGUUGUCGUCAAGCAGUGGCGGAUACCCGGGCUUCAAUGCUCAACCAGCUCCAUACUCGUAUACGACCGUCCUCAACGGGCACGACGGCCAGAUGUUCGCGCCGCGGCACUCAUACGAGUACGGCGAAGGCAGUCCGCCGCCGCUGGGCGUGCGCGACUACCCGAUGAUGGCGGCGCACUCGCCGCAGAUGGAGCCGCACGCGCACGACGAGAAGCUGGAGUACCGGGCGCACGAGCACGAGGACAAGUACUCGGCGUGCGCGCUGCAGGACGAGCCGCGGUACGCCGCGCCGCCCGAGGACUACGACAAGUGCGCGCUCGUGUCGCACGACAAGCACUACGAGAUGGAGCGCCACUCCGACCUCACACAACCCGUCGUCGUCAAGAUGGAGCCCAGCACCGGACAGGCAUACACCACGCUGCCUCCUUUUUUGAAUUGAAAUACUCCUUUUCGAAAUUAUCCUAGCGUUAGUAAGCGAGUGUAAUUUCGAAAGGGAGUAUUAGCAAGUAUCUCAAGUAGCAGAUAGAUAUGAACGUAUAUAAAUAUAUCUUCUGUUUUGUUCUCAUUUUUUUAAUUAGUGCAUGUUAUCUACAUUUUAUAUGAAUUAAUUCACUGACUAUACCUAUAUCGAUUCAGGAAUGAGUUCAUAUAAAGUAGAAAAAUAAUAUUAUUAGACUAGGUAUUGAUUCAUAAAUUCCAUGUAAUUGGUAUGCCAAAGUAGUUUAAAUUUUGUAUUUUUGUAGUUAUAAAAAUUUUGCUGCGUUUUAAAGUUAUCUCUCGCAAUAACUGUAAAUAAUGUUUUAAUUUAAUAAUAAUAUUAGAUGUAAACAAAUGUGCCUCUUUACAGUUUAAUUUGUUUGUAGGUUUUGUUUAAUUUAUAAGCUACGAAUAGUGUGUACCAUCCGUUAGGGUGCUAGUGAGGGGAUCUUCUAUGGAAUAACUACUGCUCGCAUAUACGGCGCUUUGAAGCCCGCGGUUCGAUCUCAUUAGCAACUUUACGGGUAGUCUCUAUUCAUUGAGUAAAGUACUCGUAGACUUCGCUUCUCGUGCAUUCCUUGUGCCUUAUCUUGACAAUGCUCGUUAUCAAUUAUUGUUAUACCAUAAUGAUAUCGUAUGAUACAGCAUCUUUUGUAAGUAUAAGUUAGAUUAGUCCUAGUAUAAAUUCUAUUUUAGAUAGUAUAGUGUGUAAAUAUAUUUUGAAAACGUGAACAGUUCGUGCCAAAAAUUAAGUAGGAAAGCCCAGAAGAUGGGACAGCAUCCAAUAGGUGCUUAUACUUUAGAUAUCGACAAUUAGGUAUUUUAGAUUAGUAAUCAUUCUAAUUUUUAUUUAUUUUACUAAGAAUAUAUAUUUAAUUGUUUGUUUCCCAAUCUACAGUCUCCUUAAACAGAGAUGCGGUUAUUUAGAAUUCGUAUAUUUCUAAGAAAUUCACAUUUUAUAAUCAUGUGAUUCUCGAACAAGUGUCUGUUUUGUGGUGAAUGCUUUAAUUAAUUUCUUUUUAGGAAUAAUCAGCAGCGAAAGUAUAACAACACAAUAACACAAUUAUAUCUAAAUCAAGAUAGACACGCUCAUCACAUUGAAGAUACACAUUUAGUGACAAACGAGCAUAACUUUCGUUGUUGACCAUACCUAUGUUUUUUUGCAUCUAGCUUUUAAAUUACUAUAUUAUGUAUGAUAGGCUAUAUUUGCAGGAUGAACUAAUAUAAUAACAUGAAUUAAGUACCUACGUAAAACAAGGAGUUAUAUUUUCUUACAUUUCCAUUUAUAGAAUCGGAAGGUAGAUAUCAAAUAGAUAUCAGAUAGAUCAAAAUUUUGAAAAAUGUGCAAAAUAAGAACAGUAAGAAAGGAUGAUUGUGUCUGGUCGGGGUUGAAGAUGGCUGUUUGUUGAGCAAUAGAUCUUUUAGAAAUAAAAUUGUCUACUGCGCAGCUAAACUGCCAACUUCAAGUUCGUCAAGAUAUGUGGCCUUUUUAAUAGGUUUUUAGGAAUAACAUGCAAAAUCUUUUAUAAUAUAACAAAAGGGACCAAUGAAAUAUAAAUCAUUUAAAAGACAGGUCUGCUAACAACGAAUAUUUAGCAGGGUAACUAUAAAACUAGUUAGAAAAGUAAAAUUAAUUAAGAGUUAUUUCCCAUUCGUGUGUUUACUUUAAUGAAGCAUUUAUAUUAAGUUAAUGUUAAGGUAAGAGAGCAAUAAGCUGGAUAUUUUGUAAUAUUUAAUUGUAAGGAAGACGAGAAAUUAUAAUACAAAUGUGCUUAAA